AUGCCUCCAAUUAAAUCUAACAAGCAAACUCUUCUAAUACAAAAUUUUGAUCAAUUUGGGUUCAAGAUUAAAACCAUUGUGCUAAGAAAAAAUAAAAAUGCUGCAAGACUUUUCUUUUUAAAAUUAACAGAUCCUAAUAGUAGUAAUACUGGUACUGAAAUACCUAAAAAUAUUACUAUCAAAGAUUUUCCUGACCAAAUCGAAGAAUGUGAACCAUGGCCAAACACAAAUGACUUCUUAAUUCAUUUUCAUAAUAUUUAUAUAAUUAAAUAUAAAGGUGUUAAAAUUUAUCAAAUGAAUUUUGCAAAAAAAAUUCUUAUUUAUAGAUUUCCAAAAAAUGAAUCUGUAUUGUUAACUGGUAUUCAUGAUGAGAUUAAAAAAUUAUGUAUAAAGCAAGAAUAA
Dentiscutata heterogama is the source of this 402-nucleotide messenger RNA. Lineage: Eukaryota; Fungi; Glomeromycota; Glomeromycetes; Diversisporales; Gigasporaceae. The record is from the annotation of a GenBank genome assembly.